GGCUAGAAAAUGUGAGAUUUCUCUUCGAGGCCGCAGCUUAGGGAAUGCCCAGAAGGACGACCACGGUGAUGCGUGUAGAAGAGCAACUGGUAAGCGCAGGAUACACUGUGACAGUACUUCUCCGAGCGUACGUAGACGAGGACUUGACAGCGAGUGAGUGCAGACAACGAGCUAGGGAUUUGAUCGACGAGCGUAGAGCUGAUGUACUGGCACGGGUGACCUUCCAGACCUCGAUUUCCUAUGAUGUGAUGAUAUGGUCUCAUGGAUAUAUGCGCGCGGAGCACUACCACGAUGAGACGGUAGCGGAGGCUAGAGCGAGGGGCCGACGAGAUGGAUAUAGGGACGACAGAUACGAGAGAUCGGACCGAGAUGGAUAUAGGGACGACAGAUACGAGAGGUCGGGUCGAGAUGGCUACAGAGGAAGUAGAUAUGAGAGAGGAGAUCGGGACUGGGAACGACAAGAUGGGUCGCGCGGACGGUUUGAGCGCGGGGGAGAUGUGAGAGAGCAGCGAGACGAGUCGCGGGGGUGGUACAACCGAGGGGACCGACGCGAUGAGUCACGAGGGCGAUAUGACUCGGGGGACCGCCGGAAUGAUUCGCGAGGGCGGUAUGAGCAAGGAGGGUCUGGAGGACACCGCCGCAACGAUUCGCGCGGUCGGAAUAAGAGAGGGGGAUAUCGCGUCUCAUCAGAACCAUAUCCCAAGUCGCCUGACCCCAAGGCGGCCAGGAGUUCGAUCUCUAAAGGCGCAGACGACAGGCCAUCUACUCCCAGGAACUCAUGCGUCUACUGUAGAGGAGAAGAUCAUAUUAAGAGGGAUUGCCCGGAUCUCAAACGGGCAAUAGAUGAGGGACUUGUCGUGCUUGACGACCGCAAGUACGUCAAGUGGGCAGAUGAUCUGCCAGAUGAUCUGGGAGAUAUAUCGAUGUUCCUUUCGAUGAAGGAAAAUGUCGAAGCAAGGAGAGUAAAGACGAGUAAGGGAAUGGAGCCGGUCAGGAGCCAGAGCAUCAAGAUAACGUUUGAGGGGGAUAUCGUGACCACACCCAUAAGGGUGGCAGCCACCAAGUCGGCAAGAGGAACUACAUCGAAGAAGACUAACACGGAUUACGUGAUGGCGGAGAAGGACGGGCAGCGGGUCGAUGGAGAGGAGGUUAUCCUUUCGCCGCGAAAGHGGGGAGUGAAGAAGUUCUUAAUGAAGAGUUCGCUGGACGAGAUUGACACGGUCGAGCCACUGAGGCGGGCCCUUCGGCAACCCAUGCAGUGCUCUAUUCUGGAGUACCUGGCGGCAUCGAAGCCGRCUCRUGAWGAAUUACAGAUGAUCACGCGGAAGACUCGCAUACCUCUAUCAGAGGAGGGUCAGGGGGCCCCUAAGGUGGAACCUUCUACAGUAGCAAUAACGGGGGUGACUGCCCGAGCGGAUCGCAUGGCAGCAGUCCUUCUCGAUGGGAUGGAAGUAGAGGAUGAGCCAGAGGAGGAGCCACCUGAGCCGGGGCCUGAGGAGGGGGCUCGCGAACCCGAGGAGCCGCAGGAUGAGGGGGUUAUCAUUGUUGGGGAUGAUACCCCUCCUCCUACCCCGAUUCCAGAACAGGCGCGGCAGUAUUGGCCUGAAGGAAUUCCUGAGCCGGACAACGAGGAGGUGUUGGGGCCUCCACCGGAAGCUACUACGUCAACCCCGACGCAGACGGAGCUAGAGGAGGGCGAGAGGGCGAGGGCACCUACUACUGUCGCGCCGCCACUGACUGAGCCUACAGGUGCACGCAUGGAAGUGGAGGUGUCAACCUCCGGUGAGCCUCCGCCAGGGCCGCCACCCGCAGAAGAGGGGACUAGUAAGAGAGAUCAACUGCGAGAGGGCCACGAGGCGAGGACAGGGAAGCCACCGGGGGAAACGAAAGAAGAGAAGUGCGCGAGGGUGCAGGUGCGCCUCGAAGAGCUAUACCAGGAAAAGCUUAGGAUGGAGGCCGCAGGAGAAGCGCCAAAGCCUCCAAUUGACCCUCCGACGAGCGAGAAGAGGAUUAGUAAGGCUUGGGCCAGUUAUGAGAGCGAGAGGGAUGCUGCUCGCCUGAGGUCACGAGAGGCAGGACCGAGGAGUGCAAGAUUGGACGAGGCACGAGAGGCAGAGGACUUGGGAUUUUCAGCCGCCAGGAUGGAGAUUAAGCAUACAGACAGGAGGAUAGGUGAGGUGACAAUCUCGUCCUUCCAACGGUACUCCAUGCUCAGCGAUGAGUUGGCGGCGUCGAGGUUAGAAGUGGAACAGUUGUCCACCCAACAGGCAGAAGAGAGGGCAGAGAACCAGGCAUGGAGGACCCGCAUGGAAGCCAAGGAGGUGGAGUGGGAGAAGAGGCUUCAGGACAUGGUAGCGAUAGUAGAAAGGUUCUCGGCCACUAAGGUGGUCGACUGGACGGAGCAGAGUCGGUAUGGUAUUCAGGGAAAGGAGGUACAGGGGCUCUUUGGCCAGGGAGGAACGGCGGAGAUGCCACAACAACAGGGAAUGGGGAAGGUAUUCCUGGACCCAGCAGAGGCGGCAGCGAGGCGGGAGGCCGAGGAGAGGAGGUUCAACUUCAUGACUCCCACGGAGUUGGCCUCGCAACAGGCCACCCCUAUGACGAUUGAGAUCCCUGAGAGCGAGCCGACGGAGGGACCCCAACCUCCAGUGGAGGAAGGGGGCCCCAUAGAGGAGUCCCCUACGAUCUUUUUGGAGGUGCAGGAGGGUGCCCUUACGGGAGCAGUAGCAGCCACUGAGCCGGAGGCAAUGGGAGGAGAGGCAUCUCGACUGGAUGAGUUAGUGGUAGCUAUGGAGUUGGACAUGCCGUCAGGAGAGCCUCAGAGACAGAAGACCCCAGAGUGUGUGCCAGAGAUAGGAGAGCUCAGGACGCAGUUAGGCUCUUGGGCUACUGGAGCUGACUCGGGAGAGCACAUCUCAGAGCAGCAACAAGAAGUUAUGAGCGAGCCAGCGACUGCCGUGACUCCCCAGCCUUCUGACCUGCAUAGGGACGGGGAGGCGACUGCGAUGGGAGGAGUCCGCGAGGGUAGGCCGUUGAGAUUGGACACUCCAGCGGACCGAUCCGAGGGAGGUGAGGCGCUAGCAGGGCCGAGUACCCAGAUGAUGGAGGCGGGGACGGCAGAGUCAUGGAGUAUGCCCCAAAGCCAUGAGAUGAGCAGGGAAACUAGCGAGAUGUCGCCGUUGCGUGGGUCCCAGAAGAAGAAGAGGAGGUGUCGAGGGAGAUUAGACGAUCAGUGCUUCUUCUGCAAGGACGGCGUACAUAGAGCUCUUGAAUGCCCGAAGUUCCUUAAGGACAAGGCGGCUGGAAGAGUAACAGAGAGUGGUGGGAGAAUGUACGACAGGCGGGGUCGAGUGGUAGAGCGGGCCCCAGAUGGGGGUAGGGCACAGUUAUAUAGGCAGAACCAGGAGGCUAUGAGUGAGUAGGGGCUGGUCCAUCUAUAUGACAGUAGGAUUAGAGCUCCUCUGUACGCAGAGGCCGUGAUAGGGGUGUACAUACUCUG
Molecule: messenger RNA, 3499 nt
Organism: Chara braunii
Lineage: Eukaryota; Viridiplantae; Streptophyta; Charophyceae; Charales; Characeae
Source: the annotation of a GenBank genome assembly